CAACGAAGCCCAUCGUUGGCGCCAUCUCCGACCCCACGACCUCCUCCUCCUCCUCCUUCUCCCCUCCAUCUCACCCACUAAAAUCCUCAAUCCCUGUCUCCUUGAUCUCCAAAACCUAAGAAAUCCAACUGAAACCUCGAAAAACAGCGAAAAAAAUCGGGAGAAAAGGUGGAGAAACGAUAAAAAUCUCAGCUUUUUUCCUAUUUUUAGAAGUAUUUGUUGGAUUUCCCAUUCCAUAGCUGAGAUCUCUCCUUCUUUUGCUCCGGCUUCCCUUUUUUUAGGGUUCUUUGCUUUGCUGGGCAGCGGUGAUGGGGUGCGUGAUGUCGAAGAAGGCGGCGCCGGUGACGCCGGCGUUGGAUUCGUCCGGUGGGCCGUGGGAGGCGCAGGGAACGGGGGAUGGUGCGGUGCUGUCGCUGUGGGAUCGAAUCAAGGUGGGGAGUGAGUUAAUGGAUCAGUCCGCGAGGGUGAGCUCGUAUGGUGGGAGCUCGAGGAGUUUUCGAUUGGGGAAUUUUCACAAACACGUUGUAGGCGAGCAGGUCGCCGCCGGCUGGCCUUCUUGGCUUAGUGCUGUCGCCGGAGAAGCAAUCAAAGGAUGGGUUCCUCUCAAAGCUGAUUCUUUUGAGAAGUUAGAGAAGAUUGGACAAGGUACAUACAGCAGUGUGUUUAAAGCGCGCAAUUUGGACACCGGAAAAAUUGUUGCUCUGAAGAAGGUUCGAUUCGAUAACUUUGAGCCAGAAAGUGUUCGUUUUAUGGCACGGGAAAUACAGAUCCUUCGCAGACUUGACCAUCCAAAUGUUAUAAAAUUGGAAGGAUUAAUUACAUCUCAUCUCUCAUGUAACAUGUAUCUAGUUUUCGAGUACAUGGAACAUGAUCUUGCAGGGCUAGUAUCAGCUCCUUCUGUCCAAUUCUCCGAAGCUCAGGUCAAGUGUUACAUGCAACAGAUAUUAUCUGGACUUGAACAUUGCCAUUCGCUCGGCGUAAUGCAUAGAGACAUCAAAUGCGCAAAUCUUCUUGUGAGUGAAGAGGGAAUUGUCAAAGUUGCAGACUUUGGUUUGGCAAACUUCUUGAAUCCUGAGCGCAAACAACCGUUAACUUGUCGUGUUGUGACUUUAUGGUAUCGCCCCCCGGAGCUUCUCCUCGGUUCAAUGGAGUAUGGAGCAAGUGUGGAUUUAUGGAGUGUUGGUUGUGUUUUCGGGGAAAUGCUACUCGGUAGGCCUAUUUUACAGGGAAGAACAGAGGUAGAACAACUGCAUAAAAUUUUCAAGCUGUGUGGAUCACCACCGGAUGAAUACUGGAAGAAGUCAAAACUACCCCAUACAACACUCUUCAGGCCUCAGCAUAAUUAUGAGAAUUGCCUCGGAGAAUAUUUUCGGAACUUAUCGUCUAGUGCAUUGAGCUUGUUAUCAACUUUUCUCUCUGUUGAACCUUACAAGCGUGGCUCCGCAUCAACUGCUCUAGCCUCUGAGUAUUUUAGAACAAAGCCUCAAGCUUGUGAACCAUCAAGUUUACCUCGCUACCCACCUACUAAAGAGAUCGAUGUUAAAAGACGUGAGUCACACAGGAAAAAGGUAGGCAGCAAAAGGCAUCUUGAGUUAGAAGCAACAAGAAAACCUUCAAUAGCACCCAGAGCUUCAAGAGAAGCAAACAGCCUGUGUGAAUUUUCUUAUCAAUAUGAGGGGCCAAGAAUCAAAAGUCGCGGAAUCUAUGAUAAAGAUCUCCCUAGACUAAAUAUCCAAUCCAGAGCUUCUGUAGAUACACAGCCGGCCUCAGUAGUUAAUCUCCGGUGUGAUCAUCAACACAUCAAGAAUCUCUCCCAAGAAGAUCCGUCGGACUCUGGACCUUUACGAGUUUCUAUGUCUAGCGGCUUUGCAUGGGCAAAGAAACAAAGAGAAGAUCAUGCAUGUGGCUUGAGAAACAAUAUUACCAAUCAAUUGGAAUCAUUAAGCAUCUCACAAGAUUACAAAGACAAAGUCAAUUCCAGAGUUCAAAAGCCAUCUGAGCUUUCAAGGAAUGCUAUGUUAAGACACUGGACACAGUUAGAACAGCAAGACUCAUUUAAUGCCGAUGAUCUCUACCGCCCUAAUAGAUUGUCUAGAGAUCAAUACGGGAGAGAUUCGGUCUCAUUUAAGCACAGCAUUCUGGAUGAACAAAAUCAAGGAGGGAAAAUCGGGUUCUCUAGUGCUAUACUGUCUCGGUCGUGUAAAAUCGAUGAAUUGUUAGUGAGACGUGUGUGUCACAUCCAGGAAGCAGACUGUAAAUCAUGGAUACAAAGAGAAAGAAAGCAAGGCCAAUAAACAAGCAAGCAAAACAUCCAUCAGAUACCACAGAGGAGCAUCAAGAUUCCAUGAUGAAAGUGAUCUCUUCUGCAUCAAGAACCCUUUGAUGUUGAAAUUUAUAUUUCAUUCCAGUGAGAGUUUUUAUGUCUUAAGGAUGAUUCUUUACAACACUGACAGAUUCAGAGGUUCAUAUGUGUUGAUGGACGAAACAGUGCUUUUCGGAAAGUUUAAAUGAGCAUUUUUGAAAUGAGGAAGCAAGACUUUUUUUCUUUUAUAUGCAGAGCCAUAUUUGCUACAUAUGGCUUUUUGUAUGUUCGGAAUGUUAAAAGUCCGUUGGAGAUGCAGUGUGAAUGAUUUCGAAGCCAUGUACAGAGUUUAUUUAGUUUUAGAGUAAGAACAUAUGAUGGACAAACAUGAAGUACUUCAUUGGUGAGAAAUGUCUCAAUUCUUUUUAAAGAAAUCAAUGUGAAACAAAAAAUAUUCUUCGAUUUCCA
This is a messenger RNA of Dioscorea cayenensis subsp. rotundata (Guinea yam), 2770 nucleotides long. Its product is annotated as protein IMPAIRED IN BABA-INDUCED STERILITY 1-like. Gene Ontology annotation, biological process: protein phosphorylation; positive regulation of transcription elongation by RNA polymerase II. The transcript is spliced from 10 exons. NCBI's taxonomy places the organism in Eukaryota, Viridiplantae, Streptophyta, Magnoliopsida, Dioscoreales, Dioscoreaceae. Bases 309 to 2294 code for a protein of 661 amino acids. Gene Ontology annotation, cellular component: cyclin-dependent protein kinase holoenzyme complex; nucleus. The record is from RefSeq and is a predicted model, not a curated record. Gene Ontology annotation, molecular function: ATP binding; cyclin-dependent protein serine/threonine kinase activity; RNA polymerase II CTD heptapeptide repeat kinase activity.